AUGAAUGAUCUCGACAGAGCGAUCGCGCAGUUACGCGCAUGCCGGCCAAUCCCAGAAGCCGAGGUCCGAGAGCUCUGCCAUAAAGCGCGCGAGCUGCUGAUAGAAGAGGGAAACGUCGUCACAGUCACCGCACCUGUCACGAUAUGUGGCGACAUUCAUGGUCAAUUUCACGACCUCAUGGAACUAUUCCGGGUCGGUGGUGAUGUUCCAGACACAAACUAUCUCUUCAUGGGCGACUUUGUCGACCGUGGCUUUUACUCUCUCGAAACUUUCCUCCUCCUCCUUUGCCUCAAAGUUCGCUAUCCCGACCGCAUGACGCUUAUCAGAGGCAACCACGAGUCUCGCCAGAUCACCACCGUCUACGGAUUUUACGACGAAUGCAUGCGCAAGUACGGCUCGGCUAACGUCUGGCGAUAUUGUUGCGACGUAUUCGACUACCUCGCCCUCGGCGCCAUCGUCCUCGGCGCUGCAAACUCCCUCGGCGACAGGCCCCAGCAGGAGAAUGUGCAGGACGACGUGGAGAUCGAAGUGUGCGACCAUACGGGAUCUAUCAUGAGCCGCUUCCAACGGCAAUUAGAUGACGAAGAGUCCAUGACGGACAACAAUCACAGCCACAUCAACAACACCAGAGGUCAUGACGGGUCGAGUGCAAGUCCGGUAGUGACCAGCGUGACCAGGGGCGCGCGCGGCGGCGGGGCGGGCGACACCGGGGAGAGGACGGGCCCCCCGGGAAGUGGUGCGUCGGGGAGCAGCGGGGGGAGCAUAGGCAACCCGACCGGCGCUGUCCUGUGUGUGCACGGAGGCUUGAGCCCGCUCAUCGACACGGUGGAUAAGAUCCGGCUUCUGGACCGAAAGCAAGAAGUACCGCACGAAGGCGCCAUGUGCGACCUCCUCUGGUCGGACCCGGACGAGAUUGACGGCUGGGGUCUUUCGCCCCGAGGUGCCGGGUUUUUGUUUGGCGCCGAUAUUGUCAAGGUCUUCAAUCACCGCAACGACAUCUCCCUCAUCGCGCGGGCCCACCAGCUGGUCAUGGAAGGUUUUAAGGAAAUGUUCGAUUCGUCCAUCGUCACCGUCUGGUCCGCGCCCAACUACUGUUACCGCUGUGGCAACGUAGCCGCGCUCUUGGAGCUCUGCGACGAACCUUCGGGGACCGGGCUCUUCGCGCGGAGCAACGGCGACGCCAGCCGCAGCGCCGGCGUCUCGAGUAACAAGGGCGUCAUGCAGGAGGGAGACGCAGUCCCCAGGAGCGGGCCUGCGCGGAGAUAUCGCGUCUUUCAGGCUGCACCGCAGGAUUCCCGCGGCAUGCCUGCCAAGAAGCCUGUGGCGGACUACUUCUUGUAA
This is a messenger RNA of Sodiomyces alkalinus F11, 1341 nucleotides long. Its product is annotated as calcineurin-like phosphoesterase. The transcript is spliced from 4 exons. Gene Ontology annotation, cellular component: nucleus; cytoplasm. Gene Ontology annotation, molecular function: protein serine/threonine phosphatase activity. NCBI's taxonomy places the organism in Eukaryota, Fungi, Ascomycota, Sordariomycetes, Glomerellales, Plectosphaerellaceae. Gene Ontology annotation, biological process: double-strand break repair via homologous recombination; peptidyl-serine dephosphorylation. The coding region runs from base 1 to 1341 and encodes 446 amino acids. The record is from RefSeq and is a predicted model, not a curated record.